UGCGAGUCUGACAUAGGAGCAUUUGGUCCGGAACAACCUGCUGCACUAACUUCACAUUGUACGAAUUUAAUCGCAUGAAGAACAGUUUUUUUUUUUUUUUUUACCAACGCACUUCAAGACAAAUUCAUUUGAUUCAGAUAGGUAUAUAUUUUUGUACCGCCUCGGUUCGUGUGGACGUUUAGGCAGACUCAUAACGAACCAUGGCGGAGAGAAGUGGCCGGCUGAGCUUCGGUGGCGGGGCGCUCAACAGACCCGUGCCGAUGAACCUGUUCGCCACAUGGGAAAUAGAUGGAUCGUCCCCGAGUUGCAUCCCGAGGUUGUGCAGUCUGACUCUGAAGAGGUUGGUGGUCCUGAGGGAGUUGGAUAAGGAGCUCAUCUCUGUGGUCAUCGCUGUCAAGAUCCAGGGUUCCAAGAGGAUCCUGAGGUCCCAUGAGAUAGUGCUGCCCCCUAGUGGCUCAGUGGAGACUGACCUGGCUCUCACCUUCUCACUGCAGUACCCUCACUUCCUGAAGAGAGAGGGUAACAAGCUCCAGAUCCUGCUGCAGAGGAGGAAGAGAUACAAGAACAGGACUAUCCUGGGAUACAAGACCCUGGCUGUAGGAACCAUCGACAUGGCUGAGGUGAUGCAGCACCCUACGGAGGGGGGCCAGGUUCUGUCUCUGUGCAGUAACCAGAAGGAGACGCUGGGUAAAGUAGCUGAGAUCUGGAUCUUCUCACUGUCCAGUCAGCCCAUAGACCACGAAGAGGCCGCUCUGCAGGAGGGAACCAAGAUCAAAUGUUCAGAUACCUACUCGGAGGAGGAGUACGAGAGUUUCUCUUCAGAGCAGGAGGCCAGUGAUGACGCUGUUCAGGGUCAGGACCUGGAGGAUGAUGAGUAUGAUGUGAGGAAGCCUAAGAAGCACAGGAGGUCUAUCGUGAGGACUGCCUCAAUUACCAGGCAGCAGAACUUUAAACAGAGACUGGUGGCCCUGAUCAAGAGGUUCCGAGUCUCAGACGAGGUGUUGGACUCGGAGCAGGACCCGGCUGAGCCCCCUCCAGAGGUAGAGGAGGAUCUGGACCUAGAGAGUCUGGAGUUUGAGAACCCCAGUGACAGUGGACCAGAACUAGACGAUGACGACAGUGUCCUCAGCACCCCGAAACCUAAACUCAAGCCAUAUUUUGAGGGUCUCUCCCUCUCCAGUUCGCAGACAGAUAUUGGCAGCAUUCACAGCAGCCGGAGUCACAGAGAACCACCAAGUCCGUGUUCUGGUGUCUUCUCCAGGCAGGAAGCUAAGUUGGCGGGGAGGAGAGGGAGAAGUACUUCCCUAAAGGAGCGCCAGCCCAACAGACCACAGAAUGAGAGAGCCAACAGCCUGGAUAACGAACGCUUGCUCGACACACGCUGCCAUCUACAGAUCCCCAGGAAGACCGUGUAUGACCAGCUGAACCACAUCCUGGUGUCUGACCACCAUCUACCUGACAGCAUCAUCCUCAUCAACACAUCUGAUUGGCAGGGCCAGUAUCUGUCAGGUGUUCUCCAGAGCCAGCACCUCCCGGUGGUGUGUACCUGUACUACAGCAGACAUCCAGGCCGCCUUCAACACCAUCGUCUCACGCAUACAGAGAUUCUGUAACUGUAACAGCCAGACACCCAUCCCCAUAAAGAUAGCUGUGGCUGGGGCCCAACAAUAUGUUUCUGUUGUGUCUCGUAGCUGUAACUGUAACAGCCAGACACCCAUCCCCAUAAAGAUAGCUGUGGCUGGGGCCCAACACUACCUCGGAGCAGUCCUCAGGCUGUUUGUAGACCACCUCUCUUACAAGACCCCUGAUUGGCUGGGCUACAUGAGGUUCCUCAUCAUACCACUAGGAUCUCACCCAGUUUCCAAGUACCUGGGUACCAUGGACUAUCAAUACAACAGUUUAUUCCAGGAUACAGCGUGGACGGACCUGUUUCACAAGCCAGAAGCACCAGUCAUGGUGCAGGAGAGUCCAGACGUGGUUUCCAGGGUAACCCAGUAUAUGGUCGGGGCCAAUGGAGCUCACCAACUACCCAUCGCUGAGGCCAUGCUCACAUACAAACAGAAGAGGAAAAAGAGCUUUCAUUUUGAUUUUGCAGUAAGCCCUGAUGAGGACUCGUGUCAGAAGUUCAUUCCCUUUAUCGGAAUGGUGAAAGUUGGCAUCGUGGACCAGUCAUCUGCAACAUCAGGUGACUCUGACGAUGCGUCCCCCAUGGGGAUGGUUUUCCACUCCUCCACCCCUCAGGUGUCCCCCGCCCUGAAGGAAGCCUCGCCCACCCCUCCCUCUUCCCCCUCCGUCAACACAAGCUUCAGUUCAUACAGUUCUCCCCAGGGGGAGCUGAUGGGACUACAGGUGGACUACUGGGUGGCUCCCUCCCCGGCUGACAGGAAGAGAGACGUGGAGAAAAGGGACUCGUCCUCCUCUAAGAACACUCUGAAGUGUACGUUCCGCUCGCUGCAGGUCAGCAGGCUCCCCCAGCCCGGGGCCCACCCACAGCCCACCAUGUCCAUGACCGUCGUCAUGAAGGAGAAGAACAAGAAAGUCAUGUUCCUGCCAAAGAAAACUAAAGACAAGGAUGUGGAGUCUAAGAGCCAGGUGAUCGAUGGCAUCAGUCGACUGAUCUGCACUGCCAAGCACCAGCAGACUAUGCUGAGGGUGCUGAUUGACGGCGUGGAGUGGAAUGAUGUCAAAUUUUUCCAGUUGGCGGCACAGUGGUCGUCACACGUCAAACAUUUCCCCAUCGGGAUCUUUGGACACACUAAAGGGCCUUACUAGCAGGCCCCGCAGGCAGCGACUAGAGCUAGUAUCCAUAGAGACCCUUACCAUAGUAGCGACCAUUACCAUAGUAGCGACCGUUACCAUAGUAGCGACCGUUACCAUAGUAGCGACCGUUACCAUAGUAGCGACCGUUACUAUAGUAGCGACUUUUACCAUAGACACUCAUCUGGAACUGAGGACGACGCCCCCGCUCUCAUGUGCCAAUAGCCUUUAACCUCCCAGCUCCGCUCUUUGCACUGC
This is a messenger RNA of Salvelinus sp. IW2-2015, 3014 nucleotides long. The record is from RefSeq and is a predicted model, not a curated record. NCBI's taxonomy places the organism in Eukaryota, Metazoa, Chordata, Actinopteri, Salmoniformes, Salmonidae.